UUGAGUUACUAGGAAUCAUCUAUGAAUUUGAUUGGCAUAAAGCUCCGAUCCCAGCCUGCCAUUUUCAAGCGCUAGCGGUUCAGUUUACAGCUUUCGUAUCGGGCGCUUGUGCAUUCAGUUAUACGAUUCAAGCAUACCGUCUUCUCUUUAGCGGUAUACAACACAAAUCAACAAAGGCAAAGUGGAAAUGGUACUACUACGAAUUUAUAGCUGCAUAUUCAAUUGUUGGCACCAUAACAAUAUCGAUACUAGCUGUCAAAAAAAAUGCUAUAAAA
This is a messenger RNA of Paraglomus occultum, 275 nucleotides long. Lineage: Eukaryota; Fungi; Glomeromycota; Glomeromycetes; Paraglomerales; Paraglomeraceae. The record is from the annotation of a GenBank genome assembly.